Molecule: messenger RNA, 1614 nt
Organism: Mycena indigotica
Lineage: Eukaryota; Fungi; Basidiomycota; Agaricomycetes; Agaricales; Mycenaceae
Exons: 8
Coding region: 1-1614 (537 amino acids)
Source: RefSeq, a predicted model, not a curated record
AUGAAUGUCCCAAGUGGUAUCGAACGGGAACCUGUACUGACUCGACUGGACACCACUACUGGACAUACGUCCGUUCUUUUCCUCGAACCUGGAAGUCGUUUCUCCCCAGAACUUAUCCUCAGACACGAGAGGGCCGGUAUCGAGUGCGCUACGUGCCACCAACCACUUUCUUUUCGCAAUGACAGCGGUCAAUUGACGCUGGGACAUUGGGAGGAACAUGUGGUGAGGUGUUCAGAACCUAAAAGCCUCCCUUCGCCACCGAAUACUGCUGAUGCUCGUCGUAUGAGACGCUCAGAAGCAGAGCGCAUCGCCUACUUCGUCAAUGACCCUCAUGUCGGGCAGGUAGAACCGUAUCAAGUGCUUUGCAAUGUCUGCAACCGUUGGAUUCGCCUUCGCUCUCAUUCGACCUAUUGCUCGAUUCCCUGGGACGCACAUCGCAACACUUGCCUGAAGAAGCAGGGGCAGCUUUUCAUCUCAGUUAGCCCGCCUCUGACCAGUCGUCCCCUCAAGCGUGCAAAAUACGGGUCGGCUCCGGCUGUGAAAGAGGAAGACGUGGAUGGAGAAUAUGAACUCGAGGAACCGACAGUGGCAAUGCCAAAACAAGACUCUGUGACGCUCACCCAACGAGUCGCUUUCUUUGCGAACGACCAGACCGUCAAGGAGUUUGACGAAAACGGGGCCCUGUGUGCUGUCUGUAGCGGGUGGGUUGCAUUUCGUACAGACAAUCAUGAAGUUGCGGUACAAGCCUGGCGCGAGCAUCGUCAUAAAUGUCCCCCCAGCCCAGUAGAAUCUAUACCAAGUCGGCCUGCUUCUCCGAGCGUUCUUCAACCACAUAUCCGCCUUCCGCUUCCUGAUGCACCGAACAUUACUGUCGAUCUCUCGCCACAACAGUACCAUCCUCCCCACCAGUUGCGUCAACGAAAUGCCGAAGACCGUCGUGCCCGACUCCAAUCAGACUUGUUGAUUCGUACUGUGGAGCCAAGUCGAGUUUUCUGCACGCUGUGCAAGAAAUGGGUGGCUCUGAGACGAGAUAGCAGCUAUUGUGCCUAUCCUUGGGUACAGCAUCGAGCCAAAUGUCUUGCGCGAUACGAACGGAAACUUCAAGAGCAGCGAGAACACGGGUCUGCGAAUGCAUCGACUAAUAGUCGGCCGGCCCAACUUGUCGCUUGCCAGCCUUCGCCGUCUUCUCCUUCAAACAAAACGAUUCCAAGUCAUCCUCCUCGCCAUGUACCUGGCUACGCACUUUCGUCGGUCCCAAUAGAAUCAACGAACGAAGACCUCAUCCACGAUGACUCGAGUGUGGUCCAGCGUGAUGAGCAAAAAGAUAAACCGGAGCUUCCGAAAACCCCUGUAAAACGCGCUAUGCGUCUCGAUCUUAACUUGGGAUCUGACCGCAAUGUCUUCGUUUGGUCUUCGAUCCGCUACCUGUUCUGCACCACGCAUGCGUCGAGUGACGAGCUCACUGUUUCUUCGUUGUUGGCCUAUGUUAACGCUGCACUACCCGUGGACAAACACGAGGAGUUUGACAUGCGGGAGGUGGUUGUUGCGGUUUCUGCUGCAUCUGGUGCUGAGUUUGUCCUUGAAGGUGAUGUUGUUCGUCCACGGAUUGGAUGA